AUGAACGGUUUCUCUUUGGAUCAGUUCACACUCGUCAGAGACACUUUCAGCACCGCGUUUGUCAAGAACCUGAUCGUGGUUCUGGUCUGGAUCAUCCUCAGUUACAUCAACGGCAGCUUGGUGGUCACCUUCUUCAGACACCAGACGUUUUAUGAAGACCCUCGCUACAUCCUCUUCAUCCACAUGGUGAUCAAUGACGCCGUCCAGCUGACCGUCACCAUCACGCUCUUCGUCCUCAGCUACAUCUUCUACAGGAUCAACGUCUCGUUCUGCUGCUUCUUCAUCCUGGUGGCAGUCUUCACCACCAGGAACACCCCGGUCAACUUGGCCAGCAUGGCCAUCGAGCGCUACGUCGCCAUCUGCUGGCCUCUCCGACACCACCAGAUCUGCACCGUGAGGAGGACCUACGCGGUGAUCGGGUUGAUGUGGUUCGUAUGCGCGGCUCCGGCUAUCACUGAUCUGUUUGUGACGCUGGCUACGGAGUCCCUGAGCUUCUUCCACGAGUCGGUGUUCUGCUUGAGGCCGAACGUGUUCAAAGACCCGAUCCUGGCCCGCAAACGACUAGCCUUUGACAUCAUCUACUUCUCCUGUGUGUUCCUCACGCUGGUCUUCACCUACUUGCGGAUCCUGUUCGCGGCCCGGGCCCUCUCCACGGAGAAGGUGUCGGCCCAGAGGGCCAGGAACACCAUCCUGCUCCAUGGGGCCCAGCUGGCCAUGUGCAUGCUCUCCUACGUCUCUCCUAGCGUGGAGAUCGUCCUGCGUCUGAUCUUCCCCGGACGAGUCCUAGAAAUCAGAUUCGUCAACUACCUGAUCGUUUACAUCCUGCCGCGCUUCCUGAGCCCGAUCGUCUACGGCGUCAGAGACAAACAGUUCAGGAAGUACCUGAAGAUGUACCUUCUGAGGAACAGGUGCCGGGUCAAGCUGCAGACGGUGUCCCCGCAGUUCAAAGAGGACACGUCCUAG
Anarrhichthys ocellatus (wolf-eel) is the source of this 963-nucleotide messenger RNA. RefSeq names its product odorant receptor 131-2-like. Gene Ontology annotation, molecular function: G protein-coupled receptor activity; olfactory receptor activity; odorant binding. NCBI's taxonomy places the organism in Eukaryota, Metazoa, Chordata, Actinopteri, Perciformes, Anarhichadidae. Gene Ontology annotation, cellular component: membrane. Gene Ontology annotation, biological process: detection of chemical stimulus involved in sensory perception of smell; G protein-coupled receptor signaling pathway. The transcript is spliced from 2 exons. The record is from RefSeq and is a predicted model, not a curated record. The coding region runs from base 1 to 963 and encodes 320 amino acids.